GAUAACACGUUCGAAGGGAGAGGGGCGGGGGGGAACGACUACGGCGUCAAGGCGAGCAGGGAUCUGAUCGUUACGCGUGGAGCGGGGUUCAGGAAGGAGAAGAAUAAGAAGAAGAGGGGAAGUUAUAUCGGAGGGGAGAUCACGGUACGUUGGAUGGUUUGA
Dacryopinax primogenitus is the source of this 162-nucleotide messenger RNA. RefSeq lists its product as uncharacterized. The annotation marks the transcript as partial. NCBI's taxonomy places the organism in Eukaryota, Fungi, Basidiomycota, Dacrymycetes, Dacrymycetales, Dacrymycetaceae. The record is from RefSeq and is a predicted model, not a curated record. The transcript has a single exon.